GUGUGCCGAGGUGCCGUGGCCCCGGAAACUACAAGACCCUGAGGGUCAGAGUAGCGGAGCCCUCCCCUUGUGCGCAGGCGCGGCCUGGGGCGGGGCGGGGUCGCGCACGCGCACGCGCAGAGGCCCUGACCCAGGGCUGGGCUUGGUUGUCAUGAGAGCGGCGGCUGCGGCCGGGGCGAUGGGCAGACGCGGCCUGGUCUGCUUUUUCCCUGUCACUGCCGCAGCAGCUUGGGGUGCAAGGCGGCCUGGGGCGGCGGAAGGGGCGCCCCCUGAGUUCCGUCUGAGGAAGCGGCGGCUGCCGAGGAAGUCCACGAGAGCCGGGUCCCGCCCGCCCCUGGGGUCCGGGUGCUGAGGCGCCGCCUGGCCGCCUCCCCGGGCCGCGGCACCGCUGAGACCCAGCCGCCCUCUCCACCGGGGCCGCGGCAGCGCCAGUCGGGGCCCUUCCGUCUAAGCAGCCCAAACGUGCAGAAUGCCCCACAAGAUUGGAUUUGUAGUCGUCAGCUCAUCUGGACACGAAGACGGCUUCAGUGCCCGGGAGCUCAUGAUCCAUGCGCCAACCGUCAGUGGGUGGCGGUCACCUAGAUUUUGCCAAUUUCCACAAGAAAUUGUCCUUCAAAUGGUGGAGAGAUGUCGAAUAAGGAAACUACAGUUACUUGCUCACCAGUAUAUGAUUUCAAGUAAAAUUGAGUUCUACAUUAGUGAAAGCUUGCCUGAAUAUUUUGCACCCUAUCAAGCAGAGCGGUUUCGAAGACUUGGCUACGUGUCUCUCUGUGAUAAUGAAAAGACAGGUUGCAAAGCCCGGGAACUAAAAUCAGUUUAUGUGGAUGCAGUAGGACAAUUUCUUAAACUGAUUUUUCACCAAAACCAUGUCAACAAAUACAACAUAUAUAAUCAGGUUGCUUUGGUUGCCAUAAAUAUCAUUGGAGACCCUGCAGAUUUCAGUGAUGAAAGCAAUACUGCCUCUCGAGAGAAGUUGAUUGACCACUACCUUGGGCACAACAGCGAGGACCCUGCUCUAGAAGGAACUUACGCCAGGAAAUCUGACUAUAUUUCUCCGCUAGAUGACUUAGCUUUUGACAUGUACCAAGAUCCAGAAGUUGCACAGAUUAUACGAAAAUUAGAUGAAAGAAAACGGGAAGCUGUCCAAAAGGAACGCUAUGAUUAUGCGAAGAAACUAAAACAAGCUAUUGCUGAUUUGCAAAAGGUUGGUGAGCGCCUUGGGAGGUAUGAGGUAGAGAAACGCUGUGCCGUGGAGAAGGAAGACUACGAUCUCGCCAAGGAGAAGAAGCAGCAGAUGGAGCAGUAUCGCACCGAGGUGUACGAGCAGCUGGAGCUACACAGCCUCCUGGAUGCCGAGCUGAUGCGAAGACCUUUUGAUUUGCCCCUCCAGCCCCUCGCUCGUUCUGGCAGUCCUCGCCACCAAAAGCCAAUGCCCUCCCUACCACAACUGGAAGAAAGAGGAACAGAAAACCAGUUUGCAGAACCUUUCCUUCAGGAAAAGCCUUCAUCAUAUUCUCUAACUAUUUCUCCUCAGCAUUCUGCAGUAGACCAGUUACUCCCUGCCACAGAUCCUCAUCCAAAGAUCAAUGCAGAGUCCCUGCCCUACGAUGAGCGGCCUCUUCCAGCUAUUCGUAAGCAUCAUGGGGAGGCAGUGGUGGAGCCGGAAAUGAGUAAUGCAGACAUCAGCGAUGCUCGAAGGGGAGGCAUAUUAGGGGAGCCAGAACCCUUAACUGAGAAGGCCUUGAGAGAAGCCAGCUCUGCCAUCGAUGUGUUGGGAGAAACCUUGGUUGCUGGGGCCUAUUCUAAGACAUGGUCCUACCGAGAGGAUGCACUGCUUGCCUUGUAUAAGAAGUUGAUGGAAAUGCCUGUUGGAACCCCAAAAGAAGAUUUAAAGAACACACUGAGAGCAUCCAUCUUUCUCAUUAGAAGAGCCAUAAAGGACAUUGUGACCUCCGUCUUUCAGGCUUCUUUGAAAUUGUUGAAAAUGAUCAUUACACAAUAUAUUCCUAAACAUAAACUGAGUAAACUUGAAACAGCUCACUGUGUGGAGAGGACCGUUCCCAUUUUGCUCACCAGAACUGGAGAUUCUUCUGCCCGCCUUCGCGUCACAGCUGCAAAUUUUAUUCAGGAAAUGGCCUUGUUUAAAGAAGUUAAGUCUCUCCAAAUUAUUCCAUCCUACCUGGUGCAGCCAUUGAAAGCAAACUCUUCAGUUCACCUGGCAAUGAGUCAGAUGGGCCUCCUGGCCCGGCUGCUGAAAGACCUGGGCACUGGCAGCUCAGGCUUCACCAUUGACAACGUGAUGAAGUUUUCAGUGAGUGCCCUGGAGCAUAGAGUGUAUGAGGUCCGUGAGACGGCGGUUAGAAUUAUUUUGGACAUGUACAGACAACACCAGGCUUCCAUCCUGGAGUACCUUCCUCCAGACGACAGCAACACACGCAAGAACAUUCUCUACAAAACAAUUUUUGAGGGAUUUGCUAAAAUAGAUGGCAGACCUACAGAUGCUGAGAUGAGGGCACGGAGAAAAGCGGCUACAGAAGAAGCAGAAAAACAAAAGAAAGAAGAAAUAAAAGCUUUACAAGGGCAGCUGGCAGCACUGAAAGAAAUUCAGGCUGAAGUUCAGGAAAAAGAAAGUGAUGCUGUGAAGCCAAAGAGUCAGGACAUUCAAGGAGGGAAAGCAGCCCCUGCCGAAGCUCUGGGAAUCCCGGAUGAGCACUAUCUAGAUAAUUUGUGUAUUUUUUGUGGGGAAAGGAGUGAAUCCUUCACAGAGGAAGGUCUGGAUCUCCACUACUGGAAGCACUGUCUCAUGCUGACAAGAUGUGGCCACUGCAAACAGGUGGUCGAGAUAUCCAGUCUGACGGAGCACUUGCUGACGGAAUGUGACAAAAAAGACAGGUUUGGAAAGUGUUACCGUUGCAGUGAGGCUGUUUUCAAGGAAGAGCUGCCCGGACACAUAAAAAACAAGGAUUGCAACCCUGCCAAACCAGAGAAGCUGGCAAACCGGUGUCCUCUGUGCCAUGAGAACUUCAGCCCUGGAGAAGAGUCACUGCAGUUACCAUGCUUAGUGAUACGUGAAUUAUCCCAGCUCUGGCCUAUGGCAGACUCUUCAGCUGGGCUCCUGAGGCCUGGAUGAGACCCACGCAGCCUCAGAGAGCUCCCUCCUGUUUGGUGCAUUCCUGCCCUGGACCUGAAAUCAGCCAUCUGAUCACAGAGGCCUGGUUCCCAUUAGCAGGAAUGGAUGUCUCAGGACAGCACUGGGGGCCUCAUGCCCACUGCUGCUGGGUGGGUCGCUGUGGCUGGACUCUCAGUGGACACAGCCGGGAGAAAUCAAGGGAAGUAAGCUCCAUCACUCAUGCACAUACACUUCCCCUUCCCGUCCUGAGCUGCAGGCUUUAUUUAACCUUGUCUCUCCCAACAUCUGUGUCUCCUUUCUUACAUCCAUGGGCCCCGGUUCCCAAAGGCCCAGGAGACAGAAUUCAGGUAUUGGAGGCGACCAGUUCACCUUGGCCCCCACUGCACCUGGGGCAGCCCCAGCACAGUGGCACCUGCACCGCCAGCAGGAGAUGCCACUGGAAAUUAGAUCUGUUCCCAGUUCUUGUCCUGACCACAUCUGCCACUGGUGACGGGGGUCCCAGUGGCCCUGUGUUGGAGGGACUUGGGUGAGCCCUGGCUAGCAGUGCCACCAACUGUAAAUACAUUCAUUUUAUAUUACAUUUCUAGGGGACUUUAAAGAAUUAAGUUCUGUAAUUACAGAAGACAUGUUUCCGGGUCGAUAGAAUCAGGCAUCUUAGAAGAACCCCGGACAGAGGCUGCCGUCCUGCCCCGCUUCCAUCCGCCUUCCUCCACCCCAGACGGAGGCGCCGUCCUGCCCCGCUUCCAUCUGCCUUCCUCCACCCCAGACGGAGGCGCUGUCCUGCCCUGCUUCCAUCCGCCUUCCUCCACCCCAGACGGAGGUGCCAUCCUGCCCCGCUUCCAUCCGCCUUCCUCCAGGGGCUGCUUUUCCUACAGGGCAUCCGGCCCCUUUUCUACCCAAUAUAAGCAGCUCUCACUGCACAUACAUCUUUUCCGCUGGUUAUCUCCAGAAUGUAGGAGCCUUUGUGUUUGCAUUCGAGUUGUUACCUUUACUUGUCCUUCCGUGCAGUGCCCAUCGUCCCCUCUGAUUUCAGUUAUUGCCAUUGGUUUCCUGCUAGGAGCAGUACUCAGAUUCUCCUGUAACAGCCUUUUCUUCCUUCCCUUCUUGUUCCCAACAUCUGAUUUGAAUUGACAUCCUCUUACAGGUAGUACCUGUAAAGCUGUCACCAGGCAUAUCUCAUGUGUCAUCUGCUUUCCCUGUAUCUAAUUCUCUGCACUGCCUUACACAUCACCACACACCCUGCAGCAUAAGCAGAAAACACACACUCACUUAUUACCUCACGGGUUCCCUGGGUCCAGAGCCAGGCUUCAUUCUCAUCUGUCGGCCCUGCUAGGGAAGGACUCACUUCCAGGCUCAUCCCAGCAGCUGGCAGUAAUAUGUUCUAGGGGGCUGUCAACCCAGAGCCAUUCAACUCCUAGAGGCCCCCACCGUCAGCACCGGGGGCCUCUCUGUUGGACAGCUCACUUCCUCGAGGCCAGCAGGAGGCUCUGCCACUCUAGCCUGCUGAGACACGUCUUUCUAAUUUCGUGUGAAUUGUUUUGCCAUUCGUUCUUCAAAUAUUUUUCCUCUCUUCAGCGUUCCCUCCCUUCUCUCCUGCCUGCAGGCUCGUGAGUGUGAAGACUGCUCAAUCUGUUCUGUGGGUCACUGGGCUUUGUCCAGUGUUUCCUUUCUGUUCUAGUUGAAUGGCCCCGCGCCCUUUCUCCUUCCAUCUCCAGUCCUCUGUUAAGUGAAUAUUCCAUUUUCAAUCUUGUACUUUCCAAUUCUAGUAUUUGUGUUUGGCUGGGAUUUCUUUACAGGUUUCAUUUCUCUGCCGAGAUUCACCUCUGUUCACUCAUUAAGAUCACCUGUUUUUAACAGCUUCACGGAGAUCUAGUCUGCACAGCCUCUCCCCAUGGACAGAUAGUGGGUUUUCAUGUAUUCAGGGUUGUGCAACCAUCCGCACACAUGUGGAACUUUUCCAUCACCCAAAAGACAGCACUUUCUACAUGUUGCCCCUUUUCUCCCCAGCCCCCUCUCCAGCCCCUGGCAACCAUCUGUCUAGUUUUGGUCUCUAUGGAUUUGCCUACUGUGGACAUUUCCUGUAAAUGGAAUCGGACUCUAUGCGGCCUUUGUGUCUUUGACUUAACAUGUUUUCAAGGUUCUCCCGGGUUCUAAUAAAUCAGUAGCACUU
Molecule: messenger RNA, 5300 nt
Organism: Pongo pygmaeus (Bornean orangutan)
Lineage: Eukaryota; Metazoa; Chordata; Mammalia; Primates; Hominidae
Gene: CEP104
Product: centrosomal protein 104
Exons: 21
Coding region: 470-3130 (886 amino acids)
Cellular component (GO): cilium
Source: RefSeq, a predicted model, not a curated record